Molecule: messenger RNA, 8811 nt
Organism: Gorilla gorilla gorilla (western lowland gorilla)
Lineage: Eukaryota; Metazoa; Chordata; Mammalia; Primates; Hominidae
Product: T-complex protein 1 subunit zeta-like
Exons: 1
Coding region: 1950-3632 (560 amino acids)
Biological process (GO): protein folding
Molecular function (GO): ATP binding; ATP-dependent protein folding chaperone; ATP hydrolysis activity
Source: RefSeq, a predicted model, not a curated record
AGAACGGGAGUGGUUGGAGAUGGAGAGCUUUGAACCCCAAAGUGGAGAGAAGACGUUGCCAUGGCAAAGGAGGUUAGCAUACAGGCUUGGUGAAUUAGAGCUGGGCAUGGUGGCUCAGGCCUGUUAUCCCAGCACUUUGGGAGGCCGAGGAGGGCAGAUCACUUGAGGUCAGGAGUUCGAGACCAGCCUGGCCAACAUGUCGAAACCCCCGUGUCUACUAAAAAUACAAAAAAAUUAGCUGGGUGGGGUGGCGGGCACCUGUAAUCCCAGCUACUCAGGAGGCUGAGGCAGGAGAAUCGCUUGAAAUGGGAGGCAGAGGUUGUGGUGAACCAAGAUCUUGCCACUGCACUCCAGUCUGGGCGACAGAGCAAGAUUCUGUCUCCAAAAAGAUGAAUUAGUCUCUCUGCCUCUGCUUGUGAGAAGCUCCCCGUAUAGUGGAGAAAUGAUAACAAAAGGCUUCCGUAUACAUGAUUUCAUUUCAUUCUAGCACCAGUGUUGGUUUUUAUUGCCAUUUUACAGGUAAGAAAAUCAAAGUGUAGUGAGGGGAGGGGAAUUACUUAGGGCCACACAAUUUGUAUCUGACCAGCCAGAUCUGCUAAGUCCAUGCUCUUUCAAAAGUGGUUCAAUAAAUUAUUUCUAAAUUUGACAAUGCCGAGUCCAAGUAUUUGUAUACUUUUUCAUUAUUUCACAUACUCCUGAGGGAAGGUAAGGCUGAUAGAAAAUCACCAAUUUUGGUUGAUUUUAUUCAGUAAUACCAGAGGGGAUAAUUUAGACUUAAGAACAUUGUCUGUUAUGAGUAGUAGUGUUCUGAGUUUUAAUUUCCUUGCUUUGGGACUUUGCCAUAGAGACUAGAAGAUGUCAUAGUGAGAGCAAGAAUAAAAGUAAAAGAAAGUCAUACUGGCCGGGCGUGGUGGCUCACGCCUGUAAUCCCAGCACCUUGGGAGGCCGAGGCGGGUGGAUCACGAGGUCAGGAGAUCGAGACCAUCCUGGCUAACAUGGUGAAACCCCGUCUCUACUAAAAAUGCAAAAAAAAUUAGCCAGGCGUGGUGGUGGGCGUCAGUAGUCCCACCUACUCGGGAGGCUGAGGUGGGAGAAUGGCGUGAACCUGGGAGGCGGAGCUUGCAGUGAGCCGAGAUCGCGCCACUGCAUUCCAGCCUGGGUGACACAGCGAGACUCCGUCUCAAAAAAAAAAAAAAAAAAAAAAAAAAGAAAGUCAUACUAGAAGGCUCUCUAAUCUUAACUAGGAUUAAAAAAAUAGAAAAUAGGAAAAUGUGAGAACAACAGAGAUUUAGUUGUUUAAUUCUUAAAUACAUUACAGAAUACAACAACAACAAAAUUAGAAUAUCACAUUGUUAGUCUCUUAAUAAUUUCUUUGGUGUGACCACCAUUUGAUGUUGACAGCAAUUUAGGAUAACAUUACAUGGUCACAGAAUAUUUUGGACAGUAUUAUCUGAUUCUAAGAAAUUUUCAAUGAAAAAAUAAUAGGGCUGUUUUUGGUGUGCUAGGAAGAUGCAGACCUUAUAGAAAAUUUUAGAUUUAAAUGCAGAAGAAUCUAAUAAGCUAUUUUAAGAAUGUAAGUAAAGAUAGCUUCCUUCAAGGCUUGGGAAUGCUGUAAUGCAGAAAUAUGCAUUAAUGCAAAAUGAUGACAAUGCCCUUUCCCCACAUCAGAUUAUCAGAGAUUCUUAACAUUUGGAUGGGAGAAUGUCCUGAGUCCUCUGAGAAUAUGUUGGAAGCUACUGACCUGUUCCCUGACAGUGUUUAUAAUAACAAAUAAACAUUCCACAGAUCAUGAGAGCAAACAAAACAGGAACAAUCUAAAUGUUCAUUAGAAGAGAAAUACAUGUGGCUUGUUUGAUAAUAUGGUAUCAAUAUGCAUAGGUGUCACAAGGGUAGUGUUUGGUAAAGAAGCAAGUUGUAGAAAGAUGCAUAUCUGAAACCAUGUAAGAAAAAUGUCAAAAACACAAAAUAGCCCGGCCACGCCGCGCCGGCUCUGGGCACUCAGCAUCGUUUCCUUUUCCUCCGCUGGAGCAGCUAUGGCGGCAGUGAAGACCCUGAACCCCAAGGCAGAGGUGACUCGAGCGCAGGCGGCGCUGGCGGUUAACAUCAGCGCGGCGCGGGGUCUGCAGGACGUGCUAAGGACCAACCUGGGGCCCAAGGGCACCAUGAAGAUGCUCGUUUCUGGCGCUGGAGACAUCAAACUUACUAAAGACGGCAAUGUACUGCUUCACGAAAUGCAAAUUCAACACCCAACAGCUUCUUUAAUAGCAAAGGUAGCAACAGCCCAGGAUGAUAUAACUGGUGAUGGUACGACUUCUAAUGUCCUAAUCAUUGGAGAGCUGCUGAAACAGGCGGAUCUCUACAUUUCUGAAGGCCUUCAUCCCAGAAUAAUCACUGAAGGAUUUGAAGCUGCAAAGGAAAAGGCCCUUCAGUUUUUGGAAGAAGUCAAAGUAAGCAGAGAGAUGGACAGGGAAACACUUGUAGAUGUGGCCAGAACAUCUCUUCGUACUAAAGUUCAUGCUGAACUUGCAGAUGUCUUAACAGAGGCUGUAGUGGACUCCAUUUUGGCCAUUAAAAAGCAAGAUGAACCUAUUGAUCUCUUCAUGAUUGAGAUCAUGGAGAUGAAACAUAAAUCUGAAACUGAUACAAGCUUAAUCAGAGGGCUUGUUUUGGACCACGGAGCACGGCAUCCUGAUAUGAAGAAAAGGGUGGAGGAUGCAUACAUCCUCACUUGUAACGUGUCAUUAGAGUAUGAAAAAACAGAAGUGAAUUCUGGCUUUUUUUACAAGAGUGCAGAAGAGAGAGAAAAACUCGUGAAAGCUGAAAGAAAAUUCAUUGAAGAUAGAGUUAAAAAAAUAAUAGAACUGAAAAGGAAAGUCUGUGGCGAUUCAGAUAAAGGAUUUGUUGUUAUUAAUCAAAAGGGAAUUGACCCCUUUUCCUUACAUGCUCUUUCAAAAGAAGGCAUAGUCGCUCUGCGCAGAGCUAAAAGGAGAAAUAUGGAGAGGCUGACUCUUGCUUAUGGUGGGGUAGCCCUGAAUUCUUUUGACGACCUAAGUCCUGACUGCUUGGGACAUGCAGGACUUGUAUAUGAGUAUACAUUGGGAGAAGAGAAGUUUACCUUUAUUGAGAAAUGUAACAACCCUCGUUCUGUCACAUUAUUGAUCAAAGGACCAAAUAAGCACACACUCACUCAGAUCAAAGAUGCAGUGAGGGAUGGUUUGAGGGCUGUCAAAAAUGCUAUUGAUGAUGGCUGUGUGGUUCCAGGUGCUGGUGCCGUGGAAGUGGCAAUGGCAGAAGCCCUGAUUAAACAUAAGCCCAGUGUAAAGGGCAGGGCACAGCUUGGAGUCCAAGCAUUUGCUGAUGAUGCAUUGCUCAUUAUUCCCAAGGUUCUUGCUCAGAACUCUGGUUUUGACCUUCAGGAAACAUUAGUUAAAAUUCAAGCAGAACAUUCAGAAUCAGGUCAGCUUGUGGGUGUGGACCUGAACACAGGUGAGCCAAUGGUAGCAGCAGAAGUAGGCGUAUGGGAUAACUAUUGGGUAAAGAAACAGCUUCUUCACUCCUGCACUGUGAUUGCCACCAACAUUCUCUUGGUUGAUGAGAUCAUGCGAGCUGGAAUGUCUUCUCUGAAAGGUUGAAUUGAAGCUUCCUCUGUAUCUGAAUCUUGAAGACUGCAAAGUGAUCCUGAGGAAUACAGCUGUGGAAUUUUUGUCCAAGCUUCAAAUAAUUUUGAAAGAAAUUUUCCCAUAUGAAAAAAGGAGAGAACACUGGCAUCUGUUGAAAUUUGGAAGUUCUGAAAUUAUAGUAUUUUAAAAAAUUGCACUGAAGUGUAUACACAUAAAGCAGGUCUUUUAUCCAGUGAACAGGAUGUUUUGCUUUAGCAGCAGUGACAUAAAAUUCCAUGUUAGAUAAGCAUAUGUUACUUACCUUGUUAUUAAAUAAUUCUUGAAAAGCAAAAAAAAAAAAAAAAAAAAACACACACACACAAAAUAAGACUGUUAUUUGGGGGUCUAUACAUUUAUUUGUAUAUGUGUACAUAUAUGUAUUUGUGUGUAUAUUAUUUAAAAAAAUAUAGGCCGGGCGUGGUGGCUCAUGCUUGUAAUCCUAGCACUUUGGAAGGCCGAGGCGGGUGGAUCACCUGAGGUCAGGAGUUCGAGACCAGCCUGUCCAAAAUAGCAAAACCCCGUCUCUACUAAAAAUACAAAAAUUAGCCUGGCGUGGUGGUAGACGCCCGUAAUCCCAGCUACUCGGGAGGCUGAGGCAGGAGAAUCGUUUGAACCCAGGAGGAGGAGGUUGCAGUAAGCUGAGAUUAUUCCACUGUACUCCAGCCUGGGCGAUACAGUGAGACUCCGUCUCAAUAAAUAAAUAAAUAAAUUAAUUAAUUAAUUUUAAAAAAUCCACAGACUAGAAAGAUCCACACCAAGUUCAAAAUACUGAAGGGGGAAAGAGGAAAGGGAGAUGACUGAGUCAGUAAUGUUUUCUUUGCUUUACAUAUAGAAAAAUCCAAAGCAAAUAUGAUGAGAUAUUAUUCUAGGCAGUUGUACAUAUAUAUUUCUUUGUUAUCCUCUGUAGUUUUAACAUCUUUUCUCAGUUCAGAUGAAAAAAUACAUAUAAUUCUUCAUUUAACUUCAGGAGGUUUAUAAACCCCUGAAGCCCAUACAGUAGCAUUCCAAGAAUUACAACUAACAUUGUCUUGAAAUGAGUAUUAGGGAGUAUGGUCAAUUUUGGAUCUAUGUCAGGUUAUUUCAAUGACAGUUGACAUACAGUCGCAUCAAUAGUGAGUCCCACUGACUAUUGUGUAAAGAGCCAUUGGGGAUAUGUCUCCCAAUGGUCAAUACAUCUUAGCUCUGCUUAGCCACCUUUUCUUGUGUUAGCUUUUGGUGUGACCAAUCACCCAAACUCAGUAACUUAAAUAAUAAACGUUAUACUUUCUUAUGAUUUUGUGCACUGGCGUGGCAGUUCUGGUCUCAGCUGGUUCAUUCAAUCACUGUGGUCAGCUAGUGGCUUGGCUGGGAAUGGAUGAUCUAGGGUGGCCUCACUCACAUGUCUGGUAGUUGGUCCAGUCUCAGCUGGGGCCAUGGGAUGGCUUGGCCAUGUGUCUCUUGUCACAACAGUCUAGCUCUGGCUUGUUUACAUAGUAGUGGUCACACCACAGGGUUCCCAAGAAAAGCAAGGGUACAAGCUCCAGGGCACACACAUUUUUCAACCUUUGCUUGCAUCAUGCUUGCUAUUAUCCCCAUUGGCUGAAGCAAGUCACACUGUCAAGUCCAGAGUCAUUGUGGAAGAGGACUGCCCAAAGGCUCAGAUUCAGUUCCCUACCCUCAACCUUUUCUGUCAACUUUCCUACAUUGCGGGAAUACUUGGAGGCAGGAAUAGAUUGAGUGGUAGCUCCAGUUUUCUCUGGCUGAUCCCCUGAACCCCUGUGUUUGACAGAAGCCAGCAUGGCUCCUGCUCUGUCUGCUGCUGCUUUCCCAAGCAAGGCAUGAGGAAUUGGAGCUGAAGUCCUUUUGUAGUGAUGAGGCUCAGUCUCAUUCUAAAACUGCUAUCUUUUGUUGGGGGAAAAAAGGGCAAAAACAGAAGCUAACAAGAAGAAAAAUCAUUUUCUAUCUGCUAAAGGGUGCUUUACAAGAAUAACAAACAUUUUACAUUAAGUCCAAAGUUAGAGAGCAAUGAAUCAUGCCAAACCAUGCUGGGCUCCAUGGCCUGCUGGACAGAAAGGGGAGUGCAGGCCUUCCAAGGUGGGGACAAUACUUCUUGCUGCCCAAUUCUGCAUUUUCGCCCACCUCUGAGCUGUCCAUGUGAAGAAAGACAUUCCUCACAGAGACAAAAAUUCUUUUUUUUUUCCCCUUGGUUGAAAGUCAUGUCUUUUGGACUGUAAGAUGGUUCUCAAAAUAACCCUGUGUCAAUUCCAUAUUCUGUGAGCCACAGAUUGUGCUAUCUGUGGGCUCCUCAAGAUGUGAAUCGAGUAGGAUUAGUUUAGCUUCAUGCCCAGAACUUGUACAGGACGUGAAAAAUUCCUUAACCUACUGAUCUUUCACUUUGACUUUCUGUUCUGUCUUUCAAUCAAAAAUUUAAAAAUACGUAAGUUGGAGAGAAAACAAAUCCCUCAACUUCAGCAAUUGACAACUCAUGACCAAUCUUGAUUUCACUGUUCUUAUCUUCCCCUGGUUUCUUUAGAAGCAAAUCCUAGAUAGCAUACCAUUUCAUCCAUAAAUAUCUCCAUAUUAUAUUGGCUUUCACAUAGAGCAAAGCUAGACACUAACUGCUCAUUGGACUGAAAGAAGAGAUAUACUCAGAGAACCAAAGCAAAUAGCUUCCCUUUAACUUUUAAUAGGAGUGGCUUUGUUUUAUAGAACUUUGUAGGCAUCUCCAGCCACUGAGGGGACUUCUUCAAGCUUGGCCCAGCCUCAUCCACAGAAGGAUCUGGCAGUGAUAUCUUGGCAUUCAUAGUCUCAGUGUGCAGGACAGCAUUGGUUCCCCACCCUACAGUCCCAGCUGUACCUAGGCACUAUCAUAUGUAUCAUGGUAAUGGCUAUGGAAAAUAAUAUCCCUCCCUCCCUGCCUCCUUUCCUCUCUUCCUCUUUUUAGAGAUGAGGUCUUGCUGUGUUGCCCAGGCUGGUCUCAAACUCCUGGCCUCAAGUGAUCCUCCUAUCUCAGCCUCCCAAAGUGCUGGGAUUACAGGUGUGAGCCACCGCAUGCAGCCUCUUUCUUUUUUGACAGGGUCUUGCUCUGCCAUCCAGGCUGAAGUGCAGUGGUGUGAUCUUGUCUCACUGUAACCUCAACCUCCUGGGCUCAAGAGAGCCUCCCAUCUCAGCCUCUUGAGUAUCUGGGACUACAGGCAUGAACUGCCAUGCCUAGCUAAUUAAAAAAAAAAUAUAUAUAUAUAUAAAAUAUAUAUAUAUACACAUACAUAUAUAUUAUAUAUAUACACAUACAUAUAUUUAUGUAUGUAAAAUACAUAUAUUUUUUACAGGGUCUCACUAUGUUGCUCAGGCUAGUCUAGAACUCCUGGUCUCCAGCGAUUCUCCUGCCUUGGUGGCCCAAAAUGCUGGGAUUAUAGGUGAGAGCUACUGUGCCCAACCUUGUUUCUUUCAGUGACCAAAUAGCUUUAAAUAUAGAAUGUCAAGAUGAGAAGUAUCCUGGAGACCACUUCCAGGGUAGUCUAUGAAAUUGUUUGUGUCCAUAUUCAUUCUUAAGUGAAUUUUUUCCUGGGAAAAAGAUUCAUAAAUCCCCAAUGUGGUUCAUGGUCUCCCCAAGUGACCCUUUAAGGUCCAGAGAACUGUAGUGGCCUGACCUAGGUCUCUCAGUUACUUGGCAAGUUAAUAGCAGAGUUGUCCCUAGAAUACAAGUCUCUUAACCCACAGUUCAGGAAUUAUGGUCGUAAACCUGCUUUUACUGGAAAUGUUUGAAAAUCAAACAUAAUAGAGUAUUAGAAGAGAGGUUCAAAGUGGUACAUUUUUCUGUGAUCACAAAGAGAAAUGCAUUCAAUACAGACUCCAAAUAAAUAUGUCAGGGACAUAAAGUUUUUACUUUAUAUAAAUAAUUGAAAACCCAUUUUCCUGGUGAGGAUACAUUGAUAUUAAUUAUAAAAUUAGUAUUUAAUAGUUGAAGGACAUAAGAAAUUGCUGGGCCUUAAUAUCUGGACUCUGGAGCAGAUUUCUGUGCUUUGUUUCUAUGAUCUAGAACUAGGGCUUGGGGUGUAGAAAAACUGGGAUGGCCUUUUCCUUCUAGCUCUUUCUCUCACACACCCUCACACCCCAUACCCAUCUUCCAACUAGUGUGCUUUUCUUUCCCCACAAGGCCUCUUGCCCAUCCUCUCCUUGAAGCAUUCAUCUGGACUUGGAAAGGAUGAGGAGAGCUGGAGAAGGCAGGAGACCUAGUUUGCGCCUGCUGAGAAGUGAGGAAACAUAACUAAGGCCAAUAAACGAAAGGGAGCUCUCUCCCCCUCCUCAUCCUCCUCUUCCUCCUCAUCCUCCUCUUCCUCUUUCUCCUUUUUGUCCUCCUCCUCCUCUUCCCUAAGGCUCUCUUGAUACUCCUUGGUCCAGCCCUGCUUAGCAACUCUCCAAGCAAGCAUGGAGGACAAUGUGGCAAGCAUUGUCUGCUCUAUGGAGACAAGGAGACAUCCUCCUCUUUGUUUGGGGCUAUGAGUCAAGAGUCUUCAGUUUUUUGCAGCAGUUGUAUUUAAGUGUCAGUUGACAAAAGUGAAUGUUAUAUGCUCCAAUUAAGAUGUAGUGAAUUGUGACAUUCUACCACUUGCCAAGUCCUGUGAUUCCACCUCUGCAGUGUGGCUACACUCACCUAUAUCAGCUGACCAAAUUCAUCCACUUGGUGUUUCCCUUUCAGGCUUAGAUGUUCUCCAUCUUCAGCUUGUGUCUGGCUGGAAUCAAUUCCUCCCCCUCUCCAUCCCGUCAGUCCAAUUCUUCUUUUAAACCAGCCUUAACUCUGCCUUCUUGAGCCUCAUCAUUGAAAAUUACCUCCUUGGCAAGGUAUGGUGGCUCACGCCUGUAAUCCCAGCACUUUGGGAGGCCAAGGUAGGUGGAUCACCUGAGGUCAGGAGUUUGAGACCAGCCUGGCCAACAUGGUGAAACCCUGUCUCUACUAAAAAUACAAAAAAAAAAAAAAAAAAAAAAAUAGCCAGGCGUGGUGGUAGGCACCUGUAAUCCUAGCUACUCGGGAGGCUGAGACAAGAGAACUGCUUGAACCCGGGAGGCGGAGGUUGCAGUGAGCCAAGAUUGCACCACUGCUCUCCAGCCUGGGCGACAGAGUGAGACUUGUCUCAAAAAAAAAAAAAAAAAAAAGUUAUCUCCUUCUUCAAAA